AUGAGUCAUCUUCAAAUCGCUCAUUGGUCCGAAUAUCAAGGAUGUGCUCACGUGGAUUACAAUCUUAUCGAGAUCCAUCCUGAGAAAAGGAGGUACUUUCGCUCCAGCGAUGAAGAACAGUGGGGGAGAAUACUGAACCAUGACCUUGACAACAACGUUGGACUCGCCCCUAUCGUUAUGGUCUCCCGACUAGCGCUUGACAAUGCGCGAAGAGGCAGUCGAGAUGUAAGUGAUGGCCGGUCGCCACCGGUGCUUUUGUUUCGUAUUGGAGAGAUGCUAUGCCUUGAUGGGCAAUCUCGCGUGAGGGCGAUCUUGAAUCCUAGGACAGGGUCCAUGACGAGAAAAUUUGAUUUGGUCCAUCUGGUCCUUGACGAAAUGGACGAUCGUAAGCGACAUGAGAUUCUCUACGGUUCCUGCUACCAGAUUCGUCCCAACUGCAGUAAGCUCUACACCGAAAUCCAACAGACCGAAAACUUCGACGGGCGGCGGAGAAACCUACAGCUGAAGUCUACACUCAAGAAAAGCGAGCUAGAGGGCCUGAGGGCUCUGAAAAAUUGUAAAAGGCUGUCUGAUGCGUACAAUAAAGUCAGGGAGGCUUUGCCGACCAUGGCACACGGCUUUCUGUUCAGUCGGUUCAAGGCUUACCAUGCCACAUUAUGCGAGGUUUCGAUGGAACGGUAUUUGGUGAGGUACAUCUACGAAUUCUGGCAGAUUAUGGGCAACGAUGCGAGGUCAAAGAUCGAGGGAUUGGAGGAAUUCCCGCUAAACCAAAUACCCUCAGAAGCAAUUGAUCGGCUUCAAGGAUUAAUGCCAGCGACAUCAAGCAAAGAUCAAUCAGAAGUUGACGAAGCCUUUUCAGUGCCUGAAAUGUUUGGAGAGCUCAGUGAGACGCACCGAGAGGCGUUGAAAGACAGUAUCUUAAGCUCACAUCACAUGAUUCCCUCCUUCAAACUCUUCACAGUGCACAUGCGAGUUCUAGAAAGGGUAUCCGGCUGCCUCAAAGAAAUGCUCGGCCUAAAUGGGCAGCAUGGGGCCCGCCGGCAAGGAUGUUCGAGGCCACUCGAGACCAUGCUACGAGAAAUGUAUACUUUGGAUCGGAACAGUGACGAUGAGUAUCACAUCCAGACUAUGAAUGGAUGGCGGACCAUCCGCGCUCCUUUCGAGGACCGGCGAGAGCUCAGUUGCCGUCAACUCUGGCUCUUUGCGAUGAGGCACGCGGUCGGAGUGGGUCAGAUGGAUCCCGAUCUUUUCGCCCGCGUAGCGACACGCCUAGGGUUCUACUCUGACUACAUUACGGUAAAUGCGGGCGCGUGUGCCGACUCAGCUGAGGAUGAGGCUCUCAAUCCACCAUCUUCGCGGUGGGUGGACCUUGCAACCGUCUCUGUUGAGGAACGGCUAGGACAGAAAGGAGGCCGAUGGCUCAAGAAGAUCGAAGACGCUCAGAGGUAUCUAUUUUUUGAUAUUGCGGAGACCAUCGGAACCAAGUCUGACAAAGCUUCACAAGAACGGAAAAGAUGCACAACUCUGAUGGAGUUGGCAAGCAUAUACCGUGCUCUCUUCGGGCAGCCACUCUCACCCUCUCCAUAUGCCGUAAUGCCCCACGCAGAAAGUGAUACUCAAUUGGCCCUACAUGCAGCGGCUAGUGAGCCUAGCCGGUCACAAGAUCCGCCGCUCGACCGGAGUGUUAAUUCCCCUGCGCCACCAAUCGGGCAGACAGAGCAGUAUGAUGAUACGGUAACGGAUACCCUGCACCUCCUCCCGGGCGUUGGCGAAGAGGAAGAGCAUGGUUCGGCCGAAAUCGUCACCACGGAAUCACCUCUGGUUAAUAGGGCGCUUGGCUUGAGUGGGCUCCGGCUUCUCGAUGUACUGCCCGCAGCUUCGAUGAUAGGCAACUGGCUCUCGCCAAGUACACUUGAACCAAUACGCAUCCCGAUUCCGCGAGGAAGUCCUAACCAACAGAUGCAAAUGGCAAUCCGAGAUGUGGCGGACCUCGACGGGGACAUCGGGGACACGGAAUCGAUACAGAGCGAUAAUGGUCUCCAACUGGAGAAUUUAAAUACCACUUCGCCGUCGACCUUUGAUGGCCAGAUUGACGGACAGCCAGGGAAUCUACUUCAAUUAACUAUGGGAGCCGAGGAGCCGUCUACCGAAGCGUUGGGAGAUACUGGCCGCGCAGCUCACACCUCCACAAGGGGGGAUCCCGGUGAGGUACACCGAUCGGAACUGCAACACGACAGACCCCGAACGGCCCAGAUCCAGGACGGAGAGAGCCAGGCCACAGUUCCCAAUGCCUCGGUUGGCCUAAAUUCUCAUGAUACCAUUCCGCAUGAAGAAGAUAGGGCAUGGUACGGGGGAAUCGUGAAUGGUGAUAGCCUACAGAGUUUACAGGUCGAUACCGAACAAUAUGAGUCUGGCAACGCAUUAUUUGAGGCCGAGAGUAUGUCGACGGAAGAGGGGCAGUCUGAACACGAUCCCGAGAUGGACAUGGGGAUUCCCACGGCGGGUCUUGAAAGGCAGGGGUCAGAGGCAACAAACGCUCCGCAAGUGAUGGUAGAGAAUGAGAGACCCGUCUUCUCUGAGACUCAGGAUAAGAUACCAAUCAUCGACGUGGGGAUUGCACCGCCCGAUGAUCCCCCUGUGGCUCUUGGUAGUCAAGAUCAAGGCAACGAAUCGUCUUUGAACACCCAGUCAAGCCCUAGCCACGGGGAGCCAUUACGCGAAAAGGAGAUCGAAGUGACCGUUGAUGCGGGGGUGCAGCAGAGACCACCACCCCCGGGCUAG
This is a messenger RNA of Penicillium subrubescens, 2781 nucleotides long. RefSeq lists its product as uncharacterized. The record is from RefSeq and is a predicted model, not a curated record. The transcript has 3 exons. NCBI's taxonomy places the organism in Eukaryota, Fungi, Ascomycota, Eurotiomycetes, Eurotiales, Aspergillaceae. Bases 1 to 2781 code for a protein of 926 amino acids.